Messenger RNA from Thamnophis sirtalis, 1359 nucleotides. Lineage: Eukaryota; Metazoa; Chordata; Lepidosauria; Squamata; Natricidae. The record is from RefSeq and is a predicted model, not a curated record.
CUCCAGGAAGAAGAAUUUAAAUGGCUUUUAGGGGAGGAAGUUCACUCCGUCCUUCGUCAGCUGCAAGAAAUCCUAAAGGAAGCUUCCCAUCGGUUUAAUUUGCCAGCCAGCAGCUCAGAAGGGCCUGUAAAACAGGAAAACUUUAUCCUAGGGAGUUCCAAUGUCGACCAGGUGAAAGGAGUCCUAACCCUCCAGGGAGAUGCUUUGUGUCAAGCGCUGAUGGAUGCUGUGAUGUUGCACCUGACACGAGCUCGGAAUCGUCUCACCACGCCUGCCACCCUGAGCUUGCCAGAGAUCGCCAGCAGUGGACUUACGAAAAUGUUCACUCCAUCGCUGCCUUCAGACCUCCUGGUGAAUUUCUAUAUCAACCUAAAUAAGGUCUGCUUAACGGUCUACCAGUUACAUCCUUUGCAGCCCAGUUCCACAAAGAACUUCCGGCCAGCUGGAGGGUCCAUCCUGCAUAACCCCGGGGCUAUGUUUGAGUACAGUAACCAAAGAUACGAAGUCAGCCACGUACACAAGGUGGAGUGUGUGGUGCCCUGGCUGAACGAUGCCCUGGUUUUCUUCACCGUGUCCCUGCAGCUUUGCCAGCAACUCAAGGAUAAGAUUGCUGUGUUUUCUGGCUACUGGAACUAUUGGCCCUACUGAUCAUCUUCUCGCAGAGAGUGGUCCGGUCAGUUUCAGUCACUCUUCUUCUCGCGAAGGUCUCAUGAUAUAAACUCUUUUAUCUGCGAAGAGCAUCCAGAUUCUGCACUCCAUGGGCAAGGAGGCCAUCGUCAUCUUUGUAUUCAGAAUGUCAUUAUUUAUUAGCACUUUAGAAAGUAACGUUCAUUUCUUUCCAUGAGCAUCAAAGUUAGGCGGAGUCAGUAAACCCUGGUCAAACCACGCCCCGUUGGAGGGGGCAGGGCGGGGGAGUGGAAAGUGGCUACGAACAGGAGUGGGGACGAAGCGCAGCCUUUGCUGACCCUGUUUUGGGCUCGUCUCAGAAAGACCAACUGUGGGGUGGGUCACACCGUGUUCCUUUCUUGGCGAAUCCUUGUCACGUUUUGGAUUUUGUUCUCCCUCCUGCCCGCCCCUUCCUGAGUCUUUUGCACCGUAGUGACGGUUCACUUCCAUAACGCGUGAAAAGCGUUAAAGGGACAGCUGGGUUUUGGUGAUGGGUCACCCCCUAUUUCCGCGAUGGCGAACAAGUCACCCCAGCUCAGCUCCACUCCGCAUGCAAGGGUGCCCUCCCUGGUUUUCAGGUUGCUGCGCAUGCAGGGGGCGGGGGCAAAUGCGUGGGGAGUUGUGCAUGGCGGUGGGAAGCUGGGGAAGUGCAGAGGGUUGCGUGUGCAUGCGCAGGGGGUGGGGCGCACAUGG